Humulus lupulus (European hop) is the source of this 1518-nucleotide messenger RNA. Its product is annotated as TOM1-like protein 6. Gene Ontology annotation, biological process: protein transport to vacuole involved in ubiquitin-dependent protein catabolic process via the multivesicular body sorting pathway. Gene Ontology annotation, molecular function: phosphatidylinositol binding; ubiquitin binding. The record is from RefSeq and is a predicted model, not a curated record. Bases 802 to 1110 code for a protein of 102 amino acids. NCBI's taxonomy places the organism in Eukaryota, Viridiplantae, Streptophyta, Magnoliopsida, Rosales, Cannabaceae. The transcript is spliced from 6 exons.
AUACAUGCAGAUUUAUAUAAUUAAAGUCGUGUGUAUUGAAGUUGUUAACAUUAUAUAUAUAUAUACAUUUUUUGGAGUAAAGCAUUUGAUGUAAGUUUUUAAAGUAUUUAUUGGACUUUAUUAGAGUGUUCUACUAUAUGAGUUCAAGCUUUUACACCAGACAUAGCCAUUAGUUAUGUUUUAACUGUCAUUAGUGAUACAUCUUUUGCUAUUGGUUAAUACAUGUGACAGUGAGAAUCCAUUUCUUACUGCUUUGGCUUCUCUUUUGUGAUUUCUUGCUAUAUAUAAUAAAACUUAUAGGGUAACUCUUGAUGUUAUAUUCUGUUGCGCUAUGUGUUUUAUUUCUGCUGCAAUUGCUGUAGUAGUUAUAACAUAUAUAUCAUAGGAAAAGUAGUGUUCUAGAGGGUGUAUACACUCCCACUACAACAGGGGCUGGGCAUUUUCUCAGUCCAUUCCCUCUCUCAGUCACUCAGGUAUGGAGAUUGCUUUUUUAUUUUAUAUUUUAAUUUCUUUUCUGUUUUUUUCUUUCUUUCUUUUGUUUUGGUGAGUUUUGUGCAAUAACUAUUUCAGGUUAUAUAAUGAGCGGUUAGGUAUGAGAUAUGAGCGAAAUCCAUACUGGAGCUUUCCGUGGACUUCUCCUAUUACAAGUUUUAAUUGUCAGUUUGUUAAUUAUAUAUGUAUAUUUAUUUAUGCUUACCAUUCAUUAUUUGAAAAUUAUUCUCAAGUGAUGAUGAUGUGUUUACUUGUUCUGUCAUCGUGCAGAGAUUGACCACAAAGAUGUACCAUUUGUUAUUUUAAUGGAUGUUCUUACCUAUCGAGAGGAAUUUGGGCUACAAUUUCUUGACAGGCUCUCUUACACCCCCUGCUUCACAUCAGACCAUGGGUCGUCCUCAACCUGGAUAUGGAAUGCCUAGCAAUGCUUCAAGAAGGCUUGAUGAAACUAUGGCUACAAAAAUUGAGAGUUUGACCUUGUCAAGCAUGGAGGCUAUGCAGAAUGUUCUGGAACUCCUAAGUGACAUGCUAAAGGCAGUAAAUCCUGGUGAUUCUGCGGCUGUAAAAGAUGAAGUGAUAGUUGAGCUUGCCAUUCUGUUCAGGCUGAUGCACGUUUAAGAGAAGAGCUCAAAAAAGGAAAGUGGCUAUGGGGGAUUCCCGAGACAUUUUGCAUCUUAGAAAAGGCCUCCUGAAAGCAGUUUUGGGUCAUCUUGAGUGGCAGGAAUGGGCAUCUGAGCAUUGUUCAGCACCUUUUCGAGCUCUUGAGUUGUGGGAUUGUCCAAGUAAUGCAGAUAUCGAUGAGAGAGCUGAUAUUUGGUCAUUAGGAUGCACUUUAGAUGCGAUAAUGUGAUAAUGUUUUUUACCAUGUGAUUUAAGAUUUAUUGGUUUAAGUUUUCGGGUCUUUGUCUCGUGAGAGCUAUAAUAUAAUUUGAUGACAGUGUUGAAUGUUUUGAACUAAUUUGUGGAUUGUUAAUACAAUGUUGAAUGCUUUUUACUUUUUGUUAUUUGAAAAUCAAGUUCAUUUGA